AUGCCUCAAUCAAACCCCUAUGCCUCUAAGAAGGCCCCUAAGGGUUCCUCCAAAACCGUCCGUCCCUCGACCCCGGAUGCCAACAUCCUGCGACAACUCGACUUGUCCCCUCAGACGGCGAACCAGAACAAAAAGCAGAGUAACGGGCGCAUGGGCGGACAGAACUCGUCUGGCCGGAAACGACGGGCGUCAACGUCUUCCGUCUCAAGUGUCUCAUCCGUUUCAUCCAUUGACGAUCUUGAACUCGAGAGUGGCCUCAGUGACGACCUGGAUGAUUCGGAAGAUGAUGCGGAUGACGAAGAAGACCGCCCACGUGCCGUCGCCCCGUCCUACGGUCGUCGUCCAUCCACUUCCCGGAAGACGGGGCGCCAGCCUGCCAAAAGCAAACGAAGACGGGUCUCUGACGACGAAGACUCGGACAGUCACUUUAUUACCGAUCUGAGCGAUCUUAGCGAUUCCGAGCUCUCGGAUGACGUUUACGCCGCAGUAGACUAUAUUACUGAUGGAGACGAUGAGGAAGGCGAUGUGGAAAAGUUAGAGGAGCUCAUGAUCAUGGAAUCUGAGAACAAACACCGGGUCCUGCCCUCUUCGGAAAUCUCGGAGAGCCAAUGGGUUGGCACUGAGAUGUUUGGCGACUCUAUGCUCCUACCCGCUGCAUCCUUCUUUGAUGAAGAGCAGCUUUACAGCGCUAUGGAGACUUUUGGCGAGACCGAUAUGGCCAGUGAGGCCGUGGAAACUCCCGUGGCUCGUCGGGUCCACUUUGAGGAGCGGUCGGACUCAUCUUCCGAUAGUGACUCUCACUCGGAUGAUGAGAUUCCUAGCGAUUUCCUCCAGCAAGAUGCCUUGGACCCACAACUGCGUCGCAUGAUCGAAAACGACAACAACGAAUACUACCGCAGCCACCGUCAAAAGUCCGAGGAGAUGUAUGGCGACGCUGAUUACGGCCACGGAAACAUUUACCACGUUGAAUCCGAGGGGACGUCCGAGGGCAGCCUCAGUGGUUAUGAGACCGAUGAUGGUGAUACCACAGAUGAAGACCUGCCUCCCCCUGCUACCAUUACCCACCCGCGUUCUCUUCUUCGCCGAGACUCUACCGACUCUUUGGUCGCCCCCGGUGAGGACAAGGCGGACACUGUCCCUCGCCGCCGAGGCCCAAUCAUGGGAACUUUCGUGGCCGAUCCAAACAAGCCUGUUGCAUUGGUUGACUGCACUGGCAAGCACCUCGUUAUCAUUCCCGCAUAUGCCUCUUCUCGUCAUGACUGGCUGGACUCUGCUGCCAACAGUAUGCCCGGAACUGCCAACAACAGCCCUCGUCAGACCACCCUGCAAUUGAUUGAUGAGAGCGAUACCGAUGCCCUUGCAUCUCCGAACCAGACUGAUUUCAGUCCCAUGCUGGCCUCUAGUGCCAAUCUGAUGAUGACCGCCCUCGGCAACGAUUUGACGCCGGGUGGCCAGGUCAUGGGUCCUCCCGAGGCUUUCUACCCCUCUCAAGACUUCACCAUUGAUAGCUCUUUCGAGGAUGAUGACGAGGACGAUCCCGAGGCUGCUCUCAAUGUGGAUGACUUUAUCGACUUUGGCAAUGGAUCCUCCGACGAGGAAGACAAUGACCAGGAUAACGACGCCUUCAAUGGUUUCGACGAUGAGGCUCUCAUUUCUCCCAUGGCGACCUCAUCUAUGCAGCCCAUGGGUACUCCUACACCUACUCGCAACUCGGUGUCCCAGCAGGAUAAUAACGCAGAGCGCUUCCUGAACCAUCUGGACAAGGGUAUCGUCACGGCCUUCCGUCGUAACCACAAUCGGUACCAGGCACUCCUCCGCCUUCCUCAACACCGCGAGUUCAUGCCCGCCAACUCCCCCUCGCGUCCUGCCAGUGUCUUCCGACACGCCAAGCAUCAAGACGUGCGCACUCCAGUCCGGAAGCGCAAGGCCAGUGGCUAUGCAGGUGGUGAGGCUGUGCGGCGCAAGCUUAUGGAUGCCCACCGCCGCACCCAGCUCCCAUUCUGA
Molecule: messenger RNA, 2004 nt
Organism: Penicillium cataractarum
Lineage: Eukaryota; Fungi; Ascomycota; Eurotiomycetes; Eurotiales; Aspergillaceae
Exons: 2
Coding region: 1-2004 (667 amino acids)
Source: RefSeq, a predicted model, not a curated record